UUAACACAAAAAGGAGUUGAUACUGAUUUAGUGGAUGGAGAAUAAACCUCAUCAUUCAAAUAAAUCAAGCAGUGUCCAGACAAGCUUAAAGGAGCAUUACCGCCAUCUACUGGACUGGACAACCGUUGACUGCCUCGACCGUGUGUGUCUGCCUGGUGUCUGCCUAUGGUGUCUGCAGAGCAGAGAAACAAGAUGACCCGUUGGGCCUUUCUUGCUCCCCUUCUGCUCCUUCUGAGCUUCUUUAUCAUCAGUGCGGUCACUCAGGACGCCGAGGACCCAGCAGCACCAACACCAGCCCCGGCCUCUGAUGGCACACAGGCAGAGGACCAGGAUGAGGAGUGGGGUAUUCACAACCUGAGAGGAGGCUUUGAGUCAGUCAGUGGCUACUUUGACUCCAUGCUGGAGUUCAUGGGUGGACGUGAUGGAGUGUGCCAAUACCGCUGUCGAUAUGGUAAAGAUCCUGUUCCUCGUCCUGACUUCCAGAUGCCAGAGCCUAAUGGUUGUAGCUCCUACUUCUUUGGCCUCCCUGUUCCAGAAGGGAUGGACAUGGGCAUCCCUGCCAUGACCAAGUGUUGCAAUCAGCUGGAUAUGUGUUACGACACCUGUGGCUCCAACAAGUACCGCUGCGACUCCAAGUUCCGCUGGUGCCUCCACAGCAUCUGCUCCGACCUCAAGAAGAGUCUUGGCUUUGUGUCAAAAGUAGAAGCGUGUGAAACAGUAGCAGACACCUUGUUCAACACUGUGUGGACUCUGGGCUGCAGACCCUACAUGAACAGCCAGAGAUCAGCAUGCUACUGUCAAGGAGAGGAGAAGGAUGAACUUUAGAUAAACACACAAAAAAACAAUCCUAUUUAUAACAGUUUGACCUAGGGCAAUGUAUUCGAUGCUGGUGCUGUGAGUUGUGAUGUUGCAGACCCUGCUGUGUGAUGACUGGAGUAAUUUAUUUGGAAGUUCUCCUGGUUUUGUUCAAGAACUUUGUUUGACUUUAAAAUACAAUUUGGAUGUUGUCAAAAGUUUGACUGCAAAACUGUUUUUUUUUUUUAGUUUCCAGAUGUACUUUAGUGCUUUCUGCAGUCUCAGCACCAAUAUAGAUAGUUAUGGAAAUUGAUUUAAUAAAAAGAAAAUGUCUGAGUUGUCACUUUUGCAUCACAGUGAAUAGAUGAUACCCUGUGUUUCAGAGUUUGUGCUAUCAAGUCUCAUCUGGUUAAGUAUGCUUUAUAAUUUAGUAAAGUUAUUGAAAGGA
This is a messenger RNA of Notolabrus celidotus (New Zealand spotty), 1243 nucleotides long. Its product is annotated as group XIIB secretory phospholipase A2-like protein. The transcript is spliced from 6 exons. Gene Ontology annotation, biological process: phospholipid metabolic process; lipid catabolic process; arachidonate secretion. The record is from RefSeq and is a predicted model, not a curated record. Lineage: Eukaryota; Metazoa; Chordata; Actinopteri; Labriformes; Labridae. Gene Ontology annotation, cellular component: extracellular region. Bases 166 to 825 code for a protein of 219 amino acids. Gene Ontology annotation, molecular function: calcium ion binding; A2-type glycerophospholipase activity.